CAGGCUCGAAUAUUUCUCCAGACAGCUGUGUCAGGCACUCAAAUAGAGCCUUACGCGAUAAAGGCCACAGCAACGGAGAGCCCUGGAGUUAGAAGACCAAGAAGAAGGACCAGCAGCUCUGACGUCCGCCACAUUUCUGAGAAGAUGCAGACACUUCUACUCCUGAUGGCCAUUCUUCUGUUCCCCAGGACGGAGGCAGGGGAAAUCAUCGGGGGCCAUGAGGCUAAGCCUCACUCUCGUCCCUACAUGGCACAUCUUGGGAACUGUGGGGGUUUCCUUGUGCGUGAGGACUUCGUACUGACAGCAGCUCACUGCUGGAGAAGCUCAAUUACUGUCACCCUGGGAGCCCACAACAUCAAGCAGAAAGAGGAGACCCAGCAGGAAAUCCUGGUGAAAAGAGCCAUACGCCACCCAGACUAUAAUAAUCCUCCACACUGGAACGACAUCAUGUUACUGCAGCUGGAGAAGAAGGCCAAACUGACUGCCGCCGUGAGCCUCAUCAAUCUGCCCUCAAUGAGAGACAAGGUGAAGCCAGGGAUGGUGUGCAGUGUGGCCGGAUGGGGGCGCCUGGCUAUAAACACCAGAGGUGAUGGAAAACUGCACGAAGUAGAGAUUGAAAUACAGAGCAACAAAAAAUGCAUUUCUCGCUACAAACAUUACAACAACAUCAUCCAGAUAUGUGUGGGGGACCCGAAAAAGAUUCAGACUACUUUUAAGGGGGAUUCCGGGGGCCCCCUCAUAUGUAACAACAUGGCCCAAGGCAUUGUCUCCUACGGAAACACCAGUGCAAAACCUCCAAGAGUCUACACCAGGAUCUCGAAGUUUUUGCCCUGGAUAAAAAGAACAAUGAGACGCUUCAAACUGCUGAGAUCACAGUGAGCCACCCUGGAAUUGAUCCGUCCAUCUUCUCUGAGGCAAAGGCCAAUACUGCAUUGGGCUGAGAGGGUA
Hipposideros armiger (great roundleaf bat) is the source of this 948-nucleotide messenger RNA. Its product is annotated as mast cell protease 3-like. Lineage: Eukaryota; Metazoa; Chordata; Mammalia; Chiroptera; Hipposideridae. The record is from RefSeq and is a predicted model, not a curated record. Gene Ontology annotation, molecular function: serine-type endopeptidase activity. The transcript is spliced from 5 exons. Gene Ontology annotation, cellular component: intracellular membrane-bounded organelle; cytoplasm. Bases 145 to 879 code for a protein of 244 amino acids. Gene Ontology annotation, biological process: proteolysis.